This is a messenger RNA of Tremella mesenterica DSM 1558, 966 nucleotides long. RefSeq lists its product as uncharacterized. The transcript has 4 exons. The record is from RefSeq and is a predicted model, not a curated record. Bases 1 to 966 code for a protein of 321 amino acids. Lineage: Eukaryota; Fungi; Basidiomycota; Tremellomycetes; Tremellales; Tremellaceae.
AUGUAUAAGCGCACUUUGUCUCCUUCUUCGUCUUCUCGUCGCACUCGGGCCUCUACCUUGGCAAUUUUACCCGACGUCGACCCCGAACAUCUCAUGCGUCAAACGAAAAGAAUGAGAAUUACUUCCCAAGUUCCUGGUACUACCCAGACUCCCACGGUUGACGCUUCUCGAAGGGCUCUCGACACCAUUAAGGAUCGAUAUCAAUCCGGUCCUUCUCGCGAUCAACAAUCGUCUCAUCUCGAUGACCAGGUCAUCGAGCAAUAUUUUGACUUCGAAGGGGGUGCUGGGCCAUCUGCCACUGGUGAGAACCUAUCUCCCGCCAAAUCCGUCGAAUCCGAACACGGCACCGUUGUCGAGAAUCAAAAUUCUCCUGGUAAUAAGUCCCCUGUGCCACCGUCUGAUUAUUCAGAGGGACUUGUCGAGCUUCCCCAUGAACUUGGACACAUUUUUCACGCCCCUUGUAAGGUUCCGGUCAAUGACAAACUGAACGAAGCUCUGGAUCGUUUCCGCGAAACCAACGCCAUCAAGCCCACUGUAAAGUGGUUUAAGAACGCUGGUAUCGUUGUGGGAGCAAGAACGGUUACUUCCAAGGUUACCUUUGUCCUGGAGCACGAACUCUGUGCGGCUUCGGUCCGUUAUCGAUCCCUUCCUGCCCAUGAUCAAUCCGCCUGUCUGACCCAACUUUCGGGUUACAUCCAUCUCUUUACCUCCCUUCUCCUUCCUCUCCCCUCUCAACAUCUGGAUCUCUACAAAUCUCUCCAUCUUAUUUCUGCCAACUACGCUCCUCCUACUGCCGAUGAAACUCUGGAUCAUCUUACUUCUACUGGUGAUCCUACAGGAUUGAGUUCCUCUCAACCAGUCGCCGGUCCAUCCUCUUCUCCCCAUACUCCUCUUCCCCGCAAUGUCAUUCGUAUUCCCGCUUCGGCCCCUCGUCCCCGAGCCAAUUCCACCACCUCCAAUUUCUAG